Asterias rubens (European starfish) is the source of this 1330-nucleotide messenger RNA. RefSeq lists its product as uncharacterized. Bases 159 to 848 code for a protein of 229 amino acids. NCBI's taxonomy places the organism in Eukaryota, Metazoa, Echinodermata, Asteroidea, Forcipulatida, Asteriidae. The transcript has 6 exons. The record is from RefSeq and is a predicted model, not a curated record.
AGCGCAGAGCGCACACACACAACAACAGACAUGAGAGCAGCACAGCAGACUGAAUGCCCAUUGACUGACUCUCUGGAGGAGGCACACAUCCACAUGUUGCCAGUUUAAUUUCUACCAACUAAGCUUACUACCAACACAUGGAAAGUGAAGUUUAAAAAAUGGCCGACACACCAUCUGGGGACAAGCCAGCUUCAAAAGGGACUGUGAAUGAAUUCCAUUACUUCCGGGAGCAAAUCUAUACUUGCACGGGAGAGGACCAAAUACCAAAUAUUUACGAUCAGUGGGCAGAAAAGUAUAACAAGCAUUGUGUCUCAGUGGGCUACGUGGGCCCAGCCAAUCUGGCGAGUGUCACAUCAGAUAUCAUUAGUGAAAAGUCAGCGAGGAUCUUGGAUGCGGCUUCUGGGACUGGGUUGGUUGGAGAAGAGUUGAAGAAACUUGGCUUCUCCUGUAUCGAUGCCUUGGAUCCAUCUCAAGGUUCAAUUGACCAGAGUAAGACACUGGAUGCGUACACUAACUACAUAUGUGACACUCUGGAUGAGCAUCGGACGCAAAUACAAGACGAUUGCUACGAUGCUGUGGUGAUGUGUGGAGCCUUUGGGAUACCUUUUCAUGUUACUGCUUCGUGCUUCCCGGAGCUCAUCCGAAUAACAAAACCAGGUGGUUACAUCAUGUUCACAAUGAGCACAAAGAUACUGGAGGAAUGGCAGGACAGGGUCACAGUAGCCAUUGAUUCUUUUAUUCAACAGGGAAUGUGGGAACUUAAGGAGAUGCGCUGGAUUCUUUACCAUGUGCAUGAUACCAUUAGUGAAAAGGCAAAAGUCACAAUUCUUAGAGUUAAGGAAAGGUAGUUUUUUUACACUGACUAACUAACUACAUGCGCUUUAUAAGACUUUGAUAUUGUAUUUUCGGUCUCAUGAUGACAGUAGGAAAUGUCAUAUUUUUUCGUGAUAAUACAUUAAAUUCCCAUUAUGAGUUUAUUGUUCAGUGAGCGUUUUAAUCAUAUUCUUGUAGCACCAUAUCUCAAGAAUUACACAGCCGUUUAACAGACUGUUUGUAGAUAUAGACUCCUUGGGGAUUGGAGUAACUGAUUCUAAUAAGAGAUGUUUCAGUCCAUUAAAAUCAAUCAAAGUACGUCUAUAAUUAACGAUUAAUUAAAAAUCUUGGCAUCAUGGGUACAACAGAGUUCCUCAUAAACUGGAUGCAGUCACAUUCAACGCAUUGCAAUAGCUUCUCCACGGUUAAUGCAAUCCAAAAUUGAGAUUUUGCAAAAGGCAUUGGAUUGGGGUAAGUUGCAUACCAUCGUGUACCUUAUGAAAUUUAUUAGUCCGAA